Messenger RNA from Diuraphis noxia (Russian wheat aphid), 917 nucleotides. RefSeq names its product lysosomal enzyme receptor protein (gene Lerp). Gene Ontology annotation, biological process: lysosomal transport. Gene Ontology annotation, molecular function: D-mannose binding; signaling receptor activity. NCBI's taxonomy places the organism in Eukaryota, Metazoa, Arthropoda, Insecta, Hemiptera, Aphididae. The record is from RefSeq and is a predicted model, not a curated record.
UCAAUGGUAAAACUUCGGCUUGUUAUGUGGAUAGUUCAGGUAAAGGAAUUUCUAUUGGCUCAAUUCAAAUUGGUCCUUACUAUGACGGAAAUUCAAUAAUAUUAAAUUAUACAGAUGGAGAUAAUUGUACCAAUUUUUUGAAGUGGUCAACAGUUAUAAACUUAACUUGUUCUAAUGAUACGAAUCUCAUACACAAAUCAACAAAUUACACUUUAUGUACCCAUGCAUUUCAUUGGAAAACACCUAAAGCAUGUGAAAUAUCGUUUGAAAGAAAAGGUCAAUGUAUGGUUACAUACCCAUUUGAUUCUCAAACAGUGUACAAUAUUAGCAAUCUAAAAGAUCAGACUUUUGAAAAACACAUUGAAGAUAGCGCAUCAUUUCGAUUUAGUAUUUGUGGUCCAUUGCAAAAACCAUGUAAUGGUAUUUUAGAUUCAGCAGCAUGUUGGUCAGUUGGUGGUACUGAAAUGAAUAUAGGGAUAUUUACUGAAGAGAUAGUGUUUGAUAAUGGUUCCAUCUGUAUGUCCAUGCAUGGAGAAAAAUGUGUUAAUAAUGGACAGGGACCUAACAGUCAUACUAUUAUUAGAUUUGUGUGUGAUUUUUCAGAUUCAAAUUGGAUUGAGUACAAGAAGGAUUUUGAAGAAUGUACUUUUGAAUUCAUUUUAUAUACAAAAUAUGCAUGUACACCACCUUUAAAAGUUAAUUGUAUCGUAGAUGAUCAACUAGGAAAUAUUUUUGAUCUCGGUAAAUUAACUAAAUUGAACAGUAGUUAUGAAAUUAUCACUAACCAAAAGAAAACAAUUAUUUUAAAUGUUUGUCAUUCUGUUAUUAAUAAUGAUAUUAAUGGUGUUGACUGUCAAUUCAAUAGUGGAGUCUGUUUAGUCGACCAUAAUAAUUUAUUAUAUUCUAAUAAACGGUAA